AUGCAUACAACAUGCACCAACCCAGAAGGACCACUCUCCAAAAUCCCAAAAGAGCUCUAUAUCACCAUAUCGGAUUUUCUUCCUGAGCUUGCCGACCUGAACGCCUUCACACGCACCAACAAAACAACCCACACCCUCUUAAACAGGAUUCUCUACAAAAACGACGCCAUAUCUCCCGACCCAAAAGCUCUGUUCUGGGCCAGCACCUACAAUAAAGCCUCAACAGCCCUCCUAGCCCUAAAUGCAAAUACAGACCUGAACUACAAAACAGACAGAGAUCCCCGCCUAAGAGGAUGUACCCCAAUCCUCCUAGCAUCCUUUUACAACAGCCUAGCGGUUCUAAAGCUUCUCUUGCUGAAUGAUGACGCAAAUCCAAAUAUUCGCGACCACAAAUGGAUCAGACCGCCAAUUUCCUGGGCCGCAAAACAAGGCCACACAGAGAUCGUGCAGGCACUCCUCGCAGACUCACGAACAGAUGUCAAUCUUCAAGAUAAAUCCGGUGAUACGGCGCUAAUGAUCUGCGUAGAUCAUCAUCCCACCAUUUUGGCGACACUUUUACUCAGUGGACAGGCUGAUCCGCGAAUUGCGAAUCGGCAUGGGCGGACGCCAUUGUCGCGUGCUGCUCGUGAUUUUAACUGUGAUAUGGGGCUGUUGCUUGCGAGGCAUGUGCGAUUGAUCCUCGAUGGGGAUGAUAGUGCGAAGCACUGCCAGCAUGUGUUUUUUUAUGCGGCUGUGAGGGGCCACGCUGAUGUUGUCGAGUAUUUGGUCAAGUUUUUCAGUGAAAAGUUGGAUCCGAAUGCUGAUGGAGAGAGGGAUGGUCGAGCGGCUUUUUCUUAUGCCGAUGGGCAGCGGUAUGGACGUGGUGCGUUUACUAUUGCCGCUGCGGCCGGGAACCUGGACGUUGUGAGGAUAUUGCUUGGUUGGGAGGCUACCGAUCCCAAUUUGCAAACGCACUGGAAGAGGCAGACGCCAUUGUUUACGGCUGCUGAGGAGGGCAGGGUGGAUAUGGUUGAUUUGUUGGUUGGAUGUGACCGGGUUGGUCUCGAGAUUGCUGAUAUGCAUGGGACGACACCGCUGGGGGUUGCUGCGUAUGGAAAUCACGAGACGGUCGUGAGACGGCUAUUGAGUGGGCCGCGGAAGGCUGAUCCUAAUGCCCGUGAUGAGAACGGGCAGACACCGCUAUUUAACGCUGCGUUUUGUGGGCAUUUAGGAGUUGUGAAAACACUACUAGAAGCGGAAGGAAUUAAUCCUGGCCUAAGAGAUGCAGAGAGGAAGUCGCCUCUGGAAGUGGCGAGGGAGAAUCAGCACUAUGAGGUCGCGGAGGCAUUAGAUGAUAGGUAA
Penicillium antarcticum is the source of this 1341-nucleotide messenger RNA. RefSeq lists its product as uncharacterized. NCBI's taxonomy places the organism in Eukaryota, Fungi, Ascomycota, Eurotiomycetes, Eurotiales, Aspergillaceae. The transcript has a single exon. Gene Ontology annotation, molecular function: protein binding. Bases 1 to 1341 code for a protein of 446 amino acids. The record is from RefSeq and is a predicted model, not a curated record. Gene Ontology annotation, cellular component: nucleus; cytoplasm.